Molecule: messenger RNA, 1779 nt
Organism: Tachysurus vachellii
Lineage: Eukaryota; Metazoa; Chordata; Actinopteri; Siluriformes; Bagridae
Gene: rab11ba
Product: RAB11B, member RAS oncogene family, a
Exons: 5
Coding region: 109-765 (218 amino acids)
Biological process (GO): constitutive secretory pathway; regulated exocytosis
Cellular component (GO): recycling endosome
Molecular function (GO): GTP binding; GTPase activity
Source: RefSeq, a predicted model, not a curated record
UCCGCCCUUCCAGUAUUAUAAAGCCGAGUGAAUUUUCUUCCUGUCGGUUGGAGUUAGGAGACCGUUGUAGCUUCGCUAGAAUUUCAGCAAUAGCGGACACAAACUAACAUGGGAACCCGAGAUGAUGAGUAUGAUUAUUUAUUUAAAGUGGUGCUCAUUGGAGACUCUGGUGUGGGGAAAAGUAACCUGCUGUCCCGUUUCACACGCAACGAGUUCAACCUGGAGAGCAAGAGCACUAUUGGUGUGGAGUUCGCUACUCGAAGCAUCCAAGUGGAUGGCAAAACCAUAAAAGCUCAGAUUUGGGAUACAGCAGGACAGGAGCGCUACAGAGCAAUCACAUCAGCGUAUUACCGGGGUGCAGUAGGAGCUCUUCUGGUAUAUGACAUUGCCAAGCACCUGACUUAUGAAAAUGUAGAGCGCUGGCUGAAGGAGCUGCGUGACCACGCAGACAACAACAUCGUCAUCAUGUUGGUGGGGAACAAAAGUGAUCUGAGGCAUCUCCGAGCCGUACCCACUGAUGAGGCCAGGGCUUUUGCAGAAAAGAACAACUUGUCUUUCAUUGAAACCUCAGCUUUGGACUCCACAAAUGUUGAAGAGGCUUUUAAAAAUAUACUCACAGAAAUCUACCGUAUUGUAUCACAAAAGCAGAUCGCUGACAGGUCUGCACAUGACGAGUCUCCUGGCAACAAUGUGGUGGACAUUAGUGUCCCCCCUACCACUGAUGGGCUGAAAGGCAGCAAAUUUCAGUGUUGCCAGAACCUGUGACCCUGUUCUUUCAUCACUCCAUGUUGCUUCUUCCUCUGUUCCUCUCACAUUCAUCGCUUCUUUGCUGUGUAUUGUGCAACCGCUGCUGCCCUAGUGCCGUCUACUCAUGUCCAAAGUUCUCCCCAGUCCUGUGAAGUCCUAGAUAACAUUCCAUAUUUUUUUUUUUUGUCUUUUUUUGUCCUUAUUUGAUUGUUUGUAUACAACUUUUUGUGUAUUUUCUCUUUUUUUUUUCUUUUUUUUUUUUUGGUCAUCACAUCUGAUUUCAUGCUACUUAAUGAAUUCAUUUUUGGAAGUGAUUCUGGUUGGGCACUGAUCGUGUGACCCAAUCCUAAGGAAAAGGAUGGUGAGGGAUCAGUGUGUCUCGAGCUUCCAGCCACUCUGUGGAGUUUCCGCUUGGGGAUUCCCGACACUAAGCAAGGCAUCUGUUCAGCCGGUCCCGGGAAGGGAUCCCUGCUAGUUUAACUUUUGGCUGAGAGUCAGCAUGGGGCAAAAAUACAUUGUCUGAAUCAUAUAGAUACCAAAGGGAGACUGCAAUCAUUUGAACAUUUCCAACUGCACAGUUAAUAAAUGAUUCUGCACUAUUUAGAGCAGCACUGGGUGACAGUCCUGAGCGAGUUAAUGUAAUGAUUCUAUAUUGUGUUCAGGGCGACAAUUCUAGCGGUCAUGUGAAUGCAGAUGUUUCCUGUAUCUCCUAUAUAAAGUGACAGUUAUCCCAGCCCAGGCUUUGCACUGUUAAGUUAUAGGAGCUGUUAACCAGGAGGGUGUGUUUCUGGUUACACUGUUUAAGCUGGUUGCCUGUCUUUCAUCUCGUGUCUGAACGUGCAUCACCCUGUUACUGGAUUCUUGUUUGAAAUUGUGUGGUUAGUUUGAAAAUGCCUUGUUUCCCAUGCUGUGAUUAAAAAAAGCCUUUAUUAAAGCGUGGUUCUAUGACAUUCACAUAUCCAUGAAUUCACAUCAGCUGUUUUGACUUUUAUCCAGUUAUAUUGGGAUGGAAAAUAAACCAAAUUACCAUCA